GGUUAGCCCUACUAACAGUGGUUAUAUGUCCUAAACACUUAUCCAGGGUACACAAAAAAAGGGACAUCUGGAUUAAUCGCCAGCAUGGGUUUCCAUCCUGCACUUUUGUGUGUUUUUGUAAUCAUGUCUUGUUCAUUAAUCGUGGAAGCGAGAAAUCCUAGACAGUCAUUGUGUGAUAGCCAGACUGCUGUUAGCACUGUUUCUGACGGGAACCAUACGAUCCCCCGUCAUUGUAGGAGAGGUAGAAUGACGUGGCACUACCCACAAGGAAACAUGAUCCUCCACUUCCACCCGUUCAACCCCCACAACAGAACUAUCUGGGUUUGUGUACAAAAUGAUAUAGCAGAAGUUGGUAUGGCCGUGUCAGACAUGACAAGGAGGAGUGAGCGAGAGCUUCCAGACAUUGGGGAUGGCUUCGCGAUUUGUGUACCAACUGUUGAUGACCGGCUUGACUUGAAAUGGGUCGCAUUACAGGAAAUGCGAUACAUGGCUGCCCUUCGUUACACGGUAGUAAAGACCCCACGUUAACUGAUCGAUGAGAUCAUUAUGAAUUCCAGACAUCACGUAUAUACUGGGUAUAUGUGUUCGUUGAUCCAAACAAUUAAACCAAACACUCUAUAAUGAUA
Molecule: messenger RNA, 626 nt
Organism: Ylistrum balloti
Lineage: Eukaryota; Metazoa; Mollusca; Bivalvia; Pectinida; Pectinidae
Exons: 3
Coding region: 85-528 (147 amino acids)
Source: RefSeq, a predicted model, not a curated record